Molecule: messenger RNA, 4182 nt
Organism: Manduca sexta (tobacco hornworm)
Lineage: Eukaryota; Metazoa; Arthropoda; Insecta; Lepidoptera; Sphingidae
Gene: NGR-A26
Product: cardioacceleratory peptide receptor
Exons: 11
Coding region: 291-1604 (437 amino acids)
Biological process (GO): G protein-coupled receptor signaling pathway
Cellular component (GO): membrane
Molecular function (GO): vasopressin receptor activity
Source: RefSeq, a predicted model, not a curated record
GCGGUUGAGAGUGAACGCGCCGGCUCACAGCUCACCGCCAUAGUUCGCGAUCGUAAACUUAAAAAAAAUAUUUUAAGGGUAAAAAUGUUCCAAAGCGAUGUGACUUGAGCUGGCUGGUUGAAAAAAACUUAUAAAAAAGUUUUGAAGUGCCGCAAUGUUUUUAAAAACUGUUCUAAAUUUAAAAAGUUUUUGCUUUGAGUGAUACUUAUUUAAUGAGUAUAGACAAUGUUUUCCUAGUUUGAGAAGGCGAGGUUUGUCGCAGACUGUGCGGCUGAAGAUAAUUAUUGAUUAUGGACCCAGAUAUCAUGAAGGAAGAGCUCGAGGAGUUGUCCACGACGCGGGCGUAUCUCACCACCGCCUUUCCAACAGUUCACCAGAACAACAUAAGUAUGUUGAACACCACCAACACAACGAUAGCGGAACAAGUGAACGUUUACUAUUUCUACGAUGCUAUCCAGUUUACAGUAAUGUGGGUGCUGUUCGCGUCCAUAGUGGUGCUUAAUGCAUCUGUGAUCGCAGCUUUACUCUGCACCAACGCGCGGAAGAGUCGGAUGAAUUUCUUUAUUAUGCAGCUCGCCAUAGCCGAUUUGUUCGUGGGUCUUAUUUACGUGUUCCCAGAUAUCAUCCAGAAAAUAACUAUAGCGUGGUUUGCCGGGGAGUUUAUGUGCAAGACUGUGAAAUUCCUUCAGGCGGUGGUGAUGUACGCGUCCACGUAUGUGCUCGUCGCGCUCAGUAUAGACCGCUGCGAUGCCAUCACUAACCCUAUGAACUUCUCCGGCAGUUGGAAUCGAGCUCGAGCGUUGAUUGUGUCUGCGUGGCUAAUCAGCAUCGUAUUCUCUAUACCUAUCCUGAUCCUGUAUGAAGUCAAGGAAGUUCAAGGCGAGCUGCAAUGCUGGAUAGAGCUGGGAACUCCGAGCAGGUGGCAGAUCUGGAUGACGCUGGUGUCAGUGAUGAUCUUCGUGCUGCCCGCACUCACCAUCGCAGCGUGUUACGCAGUCAUCGUCCUCACCAUUUGGACGAAGAGCAAAGCCGUUGUCAUGAGUCCGCCUAUUAACUCUAGAAGAACUAAGACUAUGAGGAAUGGUCAGGUGGAGAGUGACCCGGAUUCGCGUCGCGCCAGCUCUAGGGGACUGAUCCCUAGAGCCAAGAUUAAGAGUGUUAAGAUGACUUUUGUUAUAGUUUUUGUGUUCGUCCUCUGCUGGUCGCCAUACAUAGUGUUCGACCUACUACAAGUGUACAACCACAUCCCGCCAACGCAACGCAACAUCGCCAUAGCAACGCUCAUCCAGAGUCUCGCGCCGCUCAACUCCGCCGCCAACCCGCUCAUAUGCUGCAUGUUCUCUCCACAUAUUUAUACCAGCUUGAGACGCGUGCCGCCAUACAAGUGGCUGUGGUGGGCGCGGCGGCGCAAGCGUCACGGACGCGGCACGCUGCGCUCGCGCUCCGACUCCACCGCCAACUCAGACCUGCUCAGCUCUACGCACGCACGACGAUCGCAUUCUGUUGCUAUGAUUCUGAACCGAACACGCAGCAGCAGCGUCUCCCGGCCCCAGGUGGAGGCUCGGCGCACCCAACUCCUAGUUCUUGUGACAACGAAGGACUGACAGCGAGUCGUCAGGGAGCCCGCGCGUGAUGUCAUGCUUUAACGGCGACUUACGGCGUGUCCGCACGCCGCUUAUCAAUCAGGACACCGAUCAUGAGAGUUGCGCAGGCGCACCACACGUGAUUUAGAUAUAUACGGUAUAAAAGUAUAAGGUGACGCGUCUUGCUCUUGUGUGGAGGAUCAGCCGUGUCUAACCUCAGGAAAUUUACUCAUGCGCAUUUAAAGUAAGCUCUCAAGGUUCAAGCCAAAACCUUAUAAUAAACUAGUUAGUUAAGAUUGAUGGAACAUUUAGAAAACAUUAUCUUAUAUUUUUGUCUUCAUCUCUUCAGCAAUUUAUUAGUGCUAACUUAAUACAAAUGAGUUCAUCAGUAAAUCCCGCGUUGAACAUAAAAAUAUUUAAACGAUCAGAGGACGUCCAUAUGAACAUCCUUUUAUUAAUUUGUCAGUACUCUCGCUUGAUAUCUGAUUCUGAUCAAAAAACUAAAAAGAAAUCAAACGAGGCGAGAAGUCUAAAGUACCGUUACAGCCUUUCUCCUUUUCCGUAUGAAUGACGCGCAAGAAUCGAAACAUAUGCGACACUAGUUUAUAGAGAUCAUUCUACAGAAAACAUUUCACUUAGAGAGUAUAGAACAGUACUUCCGCGACCCCCUCGUUUCUUUUCGUUAGCAUUGUAUAUUUGCUAGUGUUAGUAUAUAUUUUAUAUCCACCCGGAUAGCAAUCACCAUUCAUAAGGUGAUAAAACCCGCCAUAGUAGCCCACGCAAGUAUCACGUUCCAGGAUUAGCAUGUGUAUAUCUGGUUCGAAUAGGCCGGCAUAAAUGUGUAGACUGGCUAGGGAUAAUCAUAUCUUGUCAGUCUACAUUCUAUCUCAACGCCCUCCGCAUGCAAUCGGAUGCAGUGGGAUUAGCGUGCCAGUAUAAAAAAAACACGAGAUUAAAUUGUUUAAAUAUUGUUUCUGAUGAACAAAGCACGUUUAAGAAUUGUGAUUGUAAAUUCUAAACUCUUCUAAAAUUUAAAUCUAGUCAAAUGAUUGAAAUGUUUAAACAACGCAUUUAAUUUAUAAACAAGUACUUAGGUAUUAUUACUUUUGUAAUCAAUGUAUUAUUAAUUUUAAGAUAUAUAUUUUAUUUAAUAAGUUCAUUUAAAAAUAUGCCGAAAUAAGAAAACUGUUUUAUAAUUGUCUUGAUUAUAUGUGUUGAUUGUAUAUGUAAACGUGUUCUUUAGAUCGCUAGCUCUGUUUAAAUUCAAAUUUUGAAUACCAAAGACUAAAGGGAACUGACCCCACUAACUUAAAUUGUAGAAAUCGAAAUGCUUUUGUAGGUAUUACUUAAAUAAAUAUGUUUUAUUUGCUUUAGUACCUCUAGUAAGAAUUUACGCGUUAUACUAUAAUAUUGGUUCGCGGUGAUUAAAUCAACAUUUUCAUGUUUAUCUACUGUAGUUCAUGACAGUACUAUACGUUCAAUUUCUGCAGCCAAGCAACAAUGUGUGGUCACUGAUGUGUUCCGCUUUGAAGAACAGUGUAGACGGUGGACAUAAUAGGUCUUAAUAUCUCGUGUUUCAGAAUAGCCAACGCAGUGGAAUACCAAACAAUACUUUGUAAAUGAAGGUGUUGGAUUGUGUUUUUAGUGUUUACAGGCAGUCGUAUCGCUUAUCAUUAGGUGAACGGCAAGCUCGUCUCAUCACUUAUGGUAAUAAAAAAGAACACAUGCGUAUAUCCGAUUCCCAUGCAUUUUAAGUUUACCUUUAUAAUGAUUAUAUUAACACGUUCGUAGUGUUCACGUUGCCAUAUUUCAUUCAAAAUACGCUCAAAUUUCCAUACAAAAAAUGAUUUCAAACAAAACGAUGACUUAACGUAAACUAUAAUACGUAAAUUCUUGCUUUUCGUACUUUGACACACUUACGUAAUCGUAGAUUAGCAUGAUGUCAAAAGAUUAAUUUUUGAUAUAUUCAAUUUGUACAAUAGAUUUAAAUUCAAAUAGUUUAUUACAAAUCAGAUUUACAUAAAAGCUUAAAAUUAUACAAAAUUAUAUAAAAUUACAGGAAAGUAUUAUAAACAUCGCAAUUACCAGGGGUACCCAAACUAGACAAGGCCUGUAUUUAUAAUAUUAUGUUACACAAAUUCAGACAACAAUUACUGAUCUAGAAUUUAUAAGACACGGCGUAAAGGCAGCAUUAGAAACAUUCGUUAUCAAUUUAUUACUUUACUUCGAAGUCGGUUGAAAGAACUGUUAUAUCUAUUAUACUUAUGAAGAUUAUUCAAUGAAGUGCGCUGACGGUGCAUAUUUAAAAAUUAAUCGCUUAGACAAGUGAAAAAAAUUCAUUUUAUUAUAAUGUGUUAAUUAAUAAAAAAAAGAAUAAUUAUAAAAUCACAUAGAUAGAUUUUAUAUGAUAUAAAGUAUUACAAAGUUUUGUAAUUAUAAUGUAAUAUUAUAUUAGUACCCGUUUAAUUUAAGUUUCGUUGUAAUUGUAAAUUAUAGACAAACAAGUUUACGAAUAUUGUACAAUUAUUUUUGUACUGUGAAUAAAAUUGUAUUAAAAAUAUAACUAUCUAGAUGAAAUUAUUAAAGGUGUCGUAUCAAU